UUGACUGCUACAAAUUUAGAGAUCAACCCGGGCGAGUCAGGCUGUACGCAGAAUCGGCAGUGUGAAGCGGUAUGGCCCGGUGCAUACUGUCGUUCAGGAGAGUGUCGCUGUGCGAAUAAUCAACCUCCAUUCAGAACGAGGGAUGGACUGGUGUGCUUAAACUAUGGAUUUUGCCCAUUGAAUGGUAAUAAUCCGAAAUUCCGCAUCGAAAAUCAAGUGCAGCAAUGUUAUGGAGGAGCCGACGCCACUUGUGAAGCCAUCGGAGCUCUUGCCUAUGAUUGUAUCUGUGAUUCUGAUGAUUGUACAGUAAACAAUCCAAUCAGUUUUUGUUGUCCGAGUAGAGCCUUCGCUUGCAUUCAACCACCAAAUGAGGGCUACACUCCACCUGGCGGCGGUACUACUCUUAACCAUUGGUACCACGACCCAAUCACCGGCGAAUGCCGAGAGUUGAAGUAUCAGGGAUACGGAGGCAAUGCGAACAAUUUCCAGACUAAAGAUCACUGCGAAUCUUAUUGUAAACAAACUUGCAACCGUGGUCUGCCGUUAUACAGAGAUCGCACCACUGGAGUCAAGCAGGAGCCAGUUUAUUGUCAAGGAAAUGACAAUGGCUGUAACAAUCCUAAUUAUCAAUGUACCACUAUGGGCACAUUGCAACAGUGUUGUCCUACCUACCUGUUCAUCUGCUCACGAAAUGGAGGAAUCCCUACUGAGGUGUACAACACAGCUGGCGGCUUGCCAACGGAAUACUUUGACGUGGGAAUCCCAGACGGUUCCGGCACCACCUCACCCAGGUUCUACUAUGAUUCGAGAGAAGGACGAUGCAUACAGUUCUCGGUUCGUUCUCAAAAUUUUCAAGUUAGCUAA
Cylicostephanus goldi is the source of this 864-nucleotide messenger RNA. NCBI's taxonomy places the organism in Eukaryota, Metazoa, Nematoda, Chromadorea, Rhabditida, Strongylidae. The record is from the annotation of a GenBank genome assembly.